Cryptococcus deneoformans JEC21 is the source of this 1999-nucleotide messenger RNA. RefSeq lists its product as hypothetical. Bases 44 to 1681 code for a protein of 545 amino acids. NCBI's taxonomy places the organism in Eukaryota, Fungi, Basidiomycota, Tremellomycetes, Tremellales, Cryptococcaceae. Gene Ontology annotation, cellular component: mitochondrion. Gene Ontology annotation, molecular function: protein-arginine omega-N symmetric methyltransferase activity. The transcript has 6 exons. The record is from RefSeq and is a predicted model, not a curated record.
GUUUCCAGAAGAACGUUAUAGUUAGCGAUCAUCGAAUUCUGCUAUGGCUACUAGGGGAUCAAUGCUUAUAAAAAGAAUAAGCGGCGCGGCACUGCGAAGAAAACACACGCCUUUGCCGGCUAUCCGCCUUCCUUCCCUUCCAGCCGUUCCAGCUGUCUUUGUAGGCUCUCGUCGUGGCAAAUCAACGAGCACAACCAAAGGCAAAGGCAAAGAAAGAUACAACUUCAAUACCUCUAUUGAAUUUAGCAAUGAACCUGACCCUGAUCAUGUCAACUGGAGGAAAGUCACUGCUGCCGAUCUCGCCGCGAGAAAAGAGCCUCCUACUCGAGUGAAAAUGCUUGUUCGAGAUUUCAUAGAUGAUAGUUUAUACAAUCCGAAUUACGGCUACUUUUCUCACCAUGCCACCAUCUUCACACCCCCGAAAGAUGGAUUCGACAUCAUCUCUUUCAGGGAUGUCGCACAUUUCCAAGAAACUGUGGCCGAACGAUAUGAAAGGGAGUAUGGUUUAGAGCCUACCGAAGGUGCUCAAGGCGGUCUUGGAAGGCAGGUUUGGCACACACCAACAGAAUUGUUCAAGCCUUACUACGCUCGCUCUCUAAUAUCAGCUAUAGUUCAAUCUUAUAAACUUUACCACUUCCCCUCCGAGCCUCUUAUUAUCUACGAGAUUGGAGCUGGUAACGGAUCAUUCAUGAUCGACUCUCUCACGUAUCUGCGGGACCAUCAUCCCGAUGUGUUCGCGCGCACAAAAUAUAGAAUCAUAGAAAUUAGUUCAGCACUUGCUAAGGGACAGCGCGAAAGAGCUGAAAAGGAGGGAUUCGGUAUGAAAGUUCAGGUUUUGAAUAAGGAUUUCUUCCAGUGGGAUGGUGUAGGAGGAGGAGAUCAACCAUGUUUUGUUGUCGCUCUUGAGGUCUUCGAUAACUUUGCUCAUGAUAUGGUUCGGUAUGAGCUCGACACAUUGACGCCUCGACAAGCAGUGGUAGGCAUUGACGCUUCUGGUGAUUUUACCCUCUUGUACGAGACUAUAAACGACCCCCUUAUCUCUCGCGUCUUGUCUUAUAAUCGCCUUCUUCCCCAAUCUUCGUCAACUCUUCCUCCGCUACCUUAUCCCCUUCUGUACUCUGAAACAUUACGCAAGGCAUACGCGUCGAUGCCAUUUGCUCCUAAUCUUUCCGCUCCAGAUUUCCUGCCCACUAAGGCGGUUCUCUUUGCAGAAAAAUUGAGGGAAAAGUUGCCGGGACAUAGAUUGCUCAUGGCCGACUUCGAUGAAUUGCCCGAUGCAGUGGGAGGAAGAAACGGACCAGUAGUACAAACGAGGUAUGGGAAUAGCAUGAUUCCCUGUGAAACUUUCUUGGUGAAGCAGGGAUACUUUGACAUUUUCUUCCCUACAAACUUUGAGCACUUCCGUGAUCUUUAUUCAAUCAUUAUGAAUUCCCCUUCACGCAUUACCCCAUCGCCCUCUUCAACCCCGGACUCUCCUUCGUCCUUGCCAUCAAAAAUCAAGCAAGAUUUCUUCUCCCACUCUUCAGGUGUGAAAGGGUUCCGGCGCCGCAAUAUUGGCAUUUACACCCAUGCCGAUUUUUUGGCAAAAUAUGGGGGAAAGGAAAUCUUGGACAAAACCACUGUGAAAGAUGGUGCCAACGUGAUGACGGCGAUGUACAAAAAUGCGAAGAUGAUGUUUUGAGGAUGAAUGCCUUUGACUGGAAAACAAGCUGCGAGUGAUACCACGCACAAAGCUGCCCCAGCUCUUUGACAUAUUUAUGCUCAUGUGUAUUGCAAGUGGAAAACUGAUACACGAUACAACGUAAUGUCAUCCACAAGUACUAACCACGCCUGCCUCUCUUCCGUAUUCCCACAACGACCCUCUCCCUGGCUGUCCCCAACCCUUUCUCUUCCCAGCGAGCGGGUUUAACUCUACUCCUCUCAGAUAAUAGUGAUAUAGGAUCAUGUAAGAUUUCUUCUGAUGAUUGAGGGCGUUCGGUGGAGCUUCCCGAAAGAGAAG